This is a messenger RNA of Phytophthora sojae, 303 nucleotides long. RefSeq lists its product as hypothetical. The record is from RefSeq and is a predicted model, not a curated record. The coding region runs from base 1 to 303 and encodes 100 amino acids. Lineage: Eukaryota; Oomycota; Peronosporomycetes; Peronosporales; Peronosporaceae. The transcript has a single exon.
AUGUACGGUUUGCUUACGACCGUGGCAAACCUUGCGUCCCCAUUCGCAGCCACUCUAACAAAGACCGUCGACAACGCCCUGUGGGAUUUGAGCAACGAGCGCGUCAAAGUUGAUGACUAUGCGGUGCGACGCGAUAUCACGGAGGCAGUGUUGCUCAUGUACGGCAUGUCGGCAUUAUCGUGGCUCUUUCUGUUUCUUCUACCGAGACAGAAACAAGAGAUCCAGGAGCUGAAGCGAUCAGGUGGAUCGAGUGCACGUCUUGGGGCACUGACUGUGGGCUACUUGUGUUUUGCAUUGGUUUGA